CGGAAGUGAUGUCGGGCAGCAGAGUGUGUCUGGUUAACAGCAGCUCGCAGUGACCGGGGGGAACGGGCCGGCUGUUAUCGGUGACCCUCGCCCUCACUUCGGAGCCGCCUGGCUGGGCAGGAUAAAAGGAGAACAAUGACUGCAGUAACCUAGCAUCCUUUGUGCCCCAUUGAUGGGACAUAAAUAAAAAGAUGGAGAGUCAAAUAAGAUCAGAGAGUCAUGGACUUUCCACCCCAGGACACACUCAUUGCAAUAAAUCGCAUGAAAGGGAUGGCGCACACCUAUCCAAACCAGGAAACAACUGUGGCCUUUCUGCUUCUGGAAAUGUAAGACAUGCAGGUAAACACACUGGUGAUGGCUCACCAGGCAACGUAUCAGGGGUGUUUAGAAACCAUCAGUUUGUUGUGCCUAAGCCUGGUUGCUUCCAUGGUUCUGAUGGAGCUCCACAACAUAGUGAAGCGACUGGAGAGGUAUGGACUAAAGAAUUUUUCUCUGUUGAAGCAUCUGGAUACAAUAUAAGUGAAGACUUAUGUGAAGGUCAAAAAUCACCACAAGUUGCCACCUCUAGUGGUGAGUGUAUUAGUAAUAGUACUGGAUCUGUUGGUGGUACAUACUCCGAUAUUGGUGACCGUACCUGGAGUCAGAACUGCCACCAUUUUUCUUGUUACCAGCAGCAGUCUUUGAAUGAGGAAGGAGGCGAAGAUGAAUAUUCUGGGAGACUAGCAGAGGAUGAUCCUUGCAAAGGAGUAGGUGGAAGAAGAGGUCGUAGAGGAAAAACCCAGAACAGUUCAAGGGAUAAUUCUAAAAAGGAUGGUCGACAAGCUCCUUUUAGCGGCAAGCACAAAGUCAAUCGCAAGAAAAAUCAUGUGGAUGGGAGACACCAGCUGAGAUCCCUCAUUCCUCAGCCAUUGCUUCAGUUUUCAAACUAUUGUAUUCACGUGCUCAUCGAUUUGGUGCUGUUGAUUGGUGAAUGCGUGGAGUCGCUUGGCAUGCUCUUGUAUAUCAGAGUUUGGCAACCUGCCCAUGACGUAGGCAAUUUAAAAAGUCAAUUCUUGGCCUUUGGAAUCUGGGUAAAACACCGCACUAAAGAUGUUUGGGUCCUUGUUUGCUAUAGUGGAGCAUGGAUUUUCCGUGUGCUUAAGAUGUUGUGUGCUCUGCUCUUCCUGCUGCUUAUGGUUUCAGUGCGCUGGGCUCGACUUUGCUGGCAGUAUAUUAAGAAAACGGUGGACAGAGUUGACAAAGAUAGCAAUUGGAGUUCUUGGAUUUCUACUAACCUGCAUACAAUCUGGGCCUUAGUAACACAAAACAGGACCUGUAAACGUUUAGUCAGUCUGCUCAGAAGAUGGACAGGAAAGUUAUGGCCUUCCAGGUUAGCUACACAAAAAGAGUCUACAUGGGCCUCCGCGGGAUCACCUAGUACAGGAGGCCGCUUCCAGCCUAGGCAUGAAGUGGAGCGAUUGCUUUCUAUGGUUGAUAUUCCAGAGGAGGAUUUAAAUCCAUUUCAAGUUUUGGGAGUGGACAUGGGCGCUAGUGAUGUAGAGCUUAAGAAAGCUUACCGGCAGUUGGCUGUAUUGGUUCAUCCAGACAAGAACGAUCACCCUCGUGCAGAAGAAGCUUUUAAGGUUUUACGUGCUGCGUGGGAUACUGUCAGUAACCCGGAUAAAAGAAAAGAAUAUGAACUGAAGCGAAUGUCAGAAACAGAGUUGGCCAAGUCAAUGAAUGAAUUUCUUACCAAGCUGCAAGACGAUCUAAAAGAGGCAAUGAACAGUAUGAUGUGCAGCAAGUGUCAGGGGAAGCACAGGAGAUUUGAAAUGGACCGGGAUGCUGCCAAUGCCCGUUACUGUGCUGAAUGUGGAAAAAUGCAUCCUGCAGAAGAGGGAGAUUUCUGGGCAGAAUCAAGUAUGCUGGGACUCAAGAUCACCUAUUUUGCGAUGAUGCAGGGCAAAGUGUUUGAUAUAACGGAGUGGGCGGGAUGCCAACGUGUGGGAAUCUCGCCAGACACUCAUCGGGUUCCAUAUCACAUUUCAUUUGGUUCAAGAAAUCCUCCAACCACAGGACGACAAAGAGCUCCAUCAGAAAGCACUCCGCCCUCUAUGGCUGAUGUACAGAAUCUUUUGAACAGAAUAUUUCAAGGCUCUCCUGGUCAGAUGCCCAAUGGGAACAUCUUCACACCGCCCCAGCAGCCGCCGCCACCACAGGGAGCUCAGUCUCCUCCCGCACCAUCUAAACCUGACACUGCAUCUAAAAGCGAAACAAAGUCAAAGCGAAAGAAAAAAAUGAGGCGCCCCGUACAGAGAUGAGUCCAAACUCUAAAUGUGUCGUCUGGGGUAAAGACAUUAGGCGCACAACUUUCUUCAAACUAUGAAGUGUCUAGUGUUUCAAGUCAGACUGCUAUACACUGACGGGAACCAAGCUGUCAAGGGCUUUACACAGCAUUCAAAUGAAAAUGUCUUCUUUAAUUUUUAUUCUCCAGUUGCAUUGGGGACCACAGAAGCUUUCCCUUGCGAGUACCUUUUAACACGUCACAGAUUUUUUUUUUUUAUUUUAAAUAAAAAUAAACAUAAUCUUCCCAUCAUACCAAAGAUACCUGAUGUAGACAUCUUUCUGGAGAGAGUGUGACAUUGCUGUACGUGUAAGUCUAUGGGGGGGAAUGGACUCCCUGUAGAAUGUGGGGGCGUACAGCUGUGCAAGAAUCCCUAGCUCUUCUAGGUUUACACAGAGGAACUUGGACGCUACAGUGGUUUUGCUUUGGUUACCCUUUUGCCAUGUUAUCGAAUUUGCUGUGAAUUAUAUCAAACCCCAUGAAAGCAAAGGAGCUGACACGUUUUUUUUUUUUUCUUUUCUUUUUUUCUUAUCGACAUGGAAGUUAAUACAGGGGCAGACAUGCUGCCGAUUUCUCAAUUUUCUUUUCUUUUCCUAUAGUCUUUCUGUUCUGCUUUGCUAUGUAACCAUUGCAUUGGUCUGUUUGCUCCAUUAGAAGUCAUAUGACCAUACAGGUAUAACAGAAUUAAAGCACUUGAGGGAGUUUUCCGACAUAAGGUUUUAGAUCAAUGGAGUGCUGCAAUUGGGAUGGGGGGCUGGUCUUGAGAAUGAAGGUAUUCUAUUCCUGCCUGUUAUUCACUGGAGAGGAGCCCACGGGGCUUAUUUGUAUUUAGCUUGAGUUAAAGAAGUAAUGCAGGAUUUUGCUAUUAAUAGCUUAUCCUCACAUUAGUCCAUCAAUAAUAGAUUGGUGGGUGUCCGACACCCUGUACCACCACUGAUCAGCUGUUCCUGAGUAGGUUUGGCACCGGAACUCCAUUACACAGCUCCAUCCUUCGUAUAGUGGGGAGAGCUGGUUACUCCAUCCACUGCACAAUGGACGGAGCUCUAUGUGGUUCCAGCACAGACUUCUGCCACCAGAGCUACUCUGAUACAGCUGAUUGGCAGUGGUGAGGGGUGUCGCCUCUCUCCAAUCUAAUAUUGAUGGCCUAUCCUGAGGAAUACCAAAACCGCCUAUAGAUAACUGGAGAAA
This is a messenger RNA of Bufo bufo (common toad), 3511 nucleotides long. It is a transcript of the gene DNAJC14, whose product is annotated as DnaJ heat shock protein family (Hsp40) member C14. NCBI's taxonomy places the organism in Eukaryota, Metazoa, Chordata, Amphibia, Anura, Bufonidae. Gene Ontology annotation, molecular function: dopamine receptor binding. The record is from RefSeq and is a predicted model, not a curated record. The transcript is spliced from 7 exons. Bases 192 to 2300 code for a protein of 702 amino acids.